AUGGAUUCUAAAUUAUUUGAAGAAUUUGAUUACUUGGACAAAGAUCAGAAAAAUCAAAUGCUAAUCAAUAUGAAAUCAUAUAUUAAUCAGUUGCAAUCCUAGGUUUAAGAAUUGGAGAGAAGUGCCAUCGAUAUAAUCAUAGAAAAGGAUGAAAAGAUUUUAUAGUUAGAGACACUUCUAAAUUAGCAAUCGCCAUCCAAACAUUAUAACAAAGAUGAGGAAAUCCUUCAAUUGAAAGCCCAUAUAACCGAGCUCUACUAAAAGAUUGACGUAGAUUAAACCUAACAUUAUGAAGAAUUAUAAGAAAUUGAUAGAAAAUGGAAUUCAUAUUUAUUAGAAUAGAUCCAAUUAAGUAGUCAAGAUGGGCAACAAUAAAAAAUUGAAAUGUUAGAAUCAUUGCUUAACCUAGAAAAAAAGAAUUAGAAGUAUGAUCAAGAACUGAAAAUCAAAGAUAAUCAAAAUAUGAUAGACAAGAAUACUAUUAGCACUUUAAUUAAUAAAAUUCAAUAAUUGUAGGAUGAAUCCUAGGAACUCAACUAAUAAUUGAUCAAAAUGCAAAGAGAAAAUGAUUAACAGCAUGAACAUUUUCAAUCCAAUAAAAAUGCCCUCGAAAUCAAAAUCAAUAAAUUAAAUAUAUUGCAGAAUCAAAGGGAAAAACAAGUCAUGACUCUAAAGACACAGAAUGCAAAGUUAAUUUAAACUAAUAAAGAAUUAUUAAACUAGAUCAACGAAUUAAGAGAAUAACUAGAGAGAUAGACUGAAAUCAAGGAUUAAAGACAUUCAGAGAAUUAUCUUUUACAAUAAACAGCUAAUACAAUCGAUUAGAUAUAAAGAGAAGAAGUCAAUAUCACAGCAUUUGAAAUCUUUGAGGAAAGUUAUGAAGAAAAGGAUUAGAUGACUAAUUUGAGAUAAAUUUUAGAUGAAAAAUCAGAAUAGAUAGUUUAAUAUGAAGAAUGUAUUAGAUAAUCUACAAAAUAGAUAAAAGAACAAAGAGCACAAUUAUAAUUGUUAUAAUAUUAGCUCAAAUAAAUAAGAUAACAAUAAUUCAAUCAAAAGAAUCUCAAAGAAUAUAUAUAGGCUUUGGAAAGUGAUUUCUUAGUUUCCAAACAAUUAUUAGCAGAAAAAGCAGAUCGUUAUUAGGAAUAGAUGAUAUUAUUGACUUAGGAGAAUUUCAAUCUCAAACAAAAAGUUAAAUGCUUUUAAUCCAGGUAUCAUAAGAAAAUUAAUAGAACUGUCGAUUGA
This is a messenger RNA of Paramecium tetraurelia, 1242 nucleotides long. RefSeq lists its product as uncharacterized. The transcript has 4 exons. The record is from RefSeq and is a predicted model, not a curated record. NCBI's taxonomy places the organism in Eukaryota, Ciliophora, Oligohymenophorea, Peniculida, Parameciidae.